CACACCCUUCAUUUCCAUAAGAUUAAAGCAACGCCUCCCUUUUCCACUCUGCAUGCUAAACAGCUGCUCUCCAACACUUACAGCAGCCUCUGUGGGUUUUCAGCACGCUGGAAUGACGCAUUCAACAAUGCAGCAAUAUGAAGCUGCAAACCAAAGACUGUAGAAAGAAGAUGGACAGCCAAAGCUUGUGUGUUAAAGAAACUGAGGUUACAAAAAGAAGCCUGAGGGGAAACAGAUUCUUUAAUCCGGUGAUUUAAAACCUCAUUAAACACUUUCCCGAUGUGUUUAUGGUCUAACCCGAGUUUCAUGGUUGUAAUGAAUAAAAUGUUUUCUCUUGUAUCAGCCGCGAUUGAUUGGUUUCUGUUCCUGGUAUGAAAACGUCUGAAAGUUCAAAGUAUUUUUUAAUCUCCACCCCUCUUCAAUCUCUACUUCAGUGAUGUGAAACAUGAAGCCCGGGGGGCAGAAUCGGCCCAGCAAAGACUGAAGAAGGACAUAAACUUUGGGUUUUGAACUAUAUUUUGCAGGUUUUACAGUCCGUUUGUUUGGGGGUUUUACUACAAUACUACAAAAUAUUUCAUCGACAAUCAUUAACAAGUUUCGGUGAGCUCCCAGAAACUUAUCUGUAAUUUUACUUUUAAGCCCAAAGACUCGUGCUGACAGAUUUCUUUAUCUUUCUUUUCUUUCUUUUUUUUUUCUUUUUUUUUCUUCCUUAUAUUAAGAUAUCGCGGGAAUUAAAUGUGCAGUUAAACUUCUUUGCAUUCCCAGACAGAGAAGCUUCACUGGUCUGGGCCAUUUAAAGCCCAAACCAGGCCCGUGAUGUAAAACGAGUUUGACAUCCCUGCUCUGUGUGGAGGUUUUGUGUAUUUCCAUUGUAUUGUGUGAAAUGGAAAAAUGAUAAAAUUCUACUUAUUUUCUCAGACUGCUUUUUGUUUUCUUUUAAAUGGGGCGAGAGUCUUUCCCUUCCAGCUCGGGUCCAGGCUUUUAGCCACGGUGAACACUCUCGUUCUCUGCUUUAAUUAGUGCCUCAGGUUGUGGCGGCCUCAUCAUGAAAAAGCUCCUGCUAUGCAGGGUGCGGUGUAUGAACUGAAAAUCUGACGUCACGCCGAGCAGUAUUGAUGUGUGACGUCAGAGCCGAUCGGUACCGAGCAUCAGCUGUGAGUCAGUCAGGAGGAGAGCUUCACCUGCAGUGUCUCCGUCUCUUUAAAGGGGGACUGGGCGGGUCACAUGCCGGCUCCGGUGUCCCCUCCUCCGUGUCUUACCGGAGUCUGAGUGUGUGUGAGCGUGGGUCCAUGCGCGCGCGCGCGUGUGUGUUGUUGAUGUUGUAAACCGGCUCCCGGCCUCGCUCCGCGUCCUCUCCGUGUCCCGGUGUGUAUAUAAAGACUCGGAGGAUGUCCGCCCGCUGAGCUCCAGGGACGAGAUGCUGCCGCUCGGACUGAUGCUGCUCCUGCUGCCGGCCCCCCGCCUCUCCCUCCGCCCCGCCGCUCCUCCUCCCGCAGCCCGGGGCGGAAUACGGGGCGCCCGGCGUCGCCUUGGCCCGGUCCGCUGCAGAGGAGCCGACCGGCACCGGAGAGGAGGAAGACGCAGGGGAGCAUGAUCAUCAUCACGGCGGCGGGUACCGGGUGGUCCAGUGGGAGUGGAGCUACGUCCAGACCCCGUACAUCAUCGCCAUCUGGCUACUGGUGGCCAGCGUGGCCAAGAUCUUGUUCCACUUCUCCCAGCGCUUCACCACCGUGGUCCCAGAGAGCUGCAUGCUGAUCCUGCUGGGUCUGGUCCUGGGCGGGGUCGUCCUCAUAGCCAAUAAGAAGCAGCUAUACCAGCUAGAGCCCAGCCUCUUCUUCCUCUUCCUGCUGCCGACCAUCGUGGGUGAUGCCGGAUACUUCAUGCCGGCCAGGCUCUUCUUCGACAACCUGGGAGCCAUCCUGACAUACGCUGUGGUGGGAACGCUGUGGAACGCCUUCUGCACCGGGUUCUCCCUGUACGCUGCCAAACUGCUGGGGUUCAUAGAUGAGCACGUGCAGGCCGAAAUGUUGGACUUCCUGCUGUUCGGCGCCUUGAUCUCAGCCGUCGACCCCGUGGCGGUGCUGGCCGUGUUCGAGGAGGUUCACGUCAAUGAAACGCUCUUCAUCAUCGUGUUUGGAGAGUCACUGGUCAACGACGCCGUCACCGUGGUUUUAUAUAAAGUCUACAUUUCCUUUGUGGAAGUGGGAGCAGAGAAUGUGCAGACAGCAGAUUACUUCAAAGGAGUCGCCUCCUUCCUCAUCGUCAGUAUCGGGGGGACUAUGGUGGGUCUGAUCUUUGCCGUCAUCUUGGGCUUCAUCACUCGCUUCACCAAGAAAGUCCGGAUCAUCGAGCCGCUCCUCGUCUUCCUGAUGGUCUACUUGGCCUACCUGACCGCCGAGCUCUUCUCCCUGUCCGCCAUCCUGUCCAUGACCUUUUGUGGCAUCGGGGCCAACAAAUAUGUGGAGGCCAACAUUUCCCAGAAGUCUCGAACCACGGUGAAGUACACCAUGAAGACUCUGGCCAGCAUCGCAGAGACCAUCAUCUUCAUCUUCCUGGGCAUCUCAGCUGUGGACAAGUCAAAGUGGGCCUGGGACACGGGCCUGGUGUCCUGCACCCUCGUCUUCAUCUUAAUUUUCAGAGCUGUCGGUGUGGUUGGUCAGACCUGGGUCCUGAACCGCUUCCGCCUUGUGCCACUGGAGAAGAUCGACCAGGUGGUGAUGUCAUAUGGCGGCCUUCGAGGAGCAGUGGCGUUCGCCCUAGUGGUACUGCUAGAUGGCGAGCAAGUCAAAGCCAAGGAUUACUUCGUCGCAACGACGAUCGUGGUCGUCUUCUUCACCGUCAUGUUUCAGGGUCUGACCAUCAAACCGCUGGUGAAGUGGCUCAAAGUUCCUCGUGCCACCAACAGGAAGCCUACCAUCAACGAGGAGAUCCACGAGAGGGCCUUCGACCACAUUCUGACUGCGGUGGAGGACAUCGCAGGACUGCAGGGAUAUCACCACUGGAGAGACAAGUGGGAGCAGUUUGACAAGAACUACCUGAGUAAGCUGCUGCUGAGGAAGUCCGUCUACAGGAAGAGUGAACUGUGGGAGGCUUAUCAGAAGAUCAACAUCAGAGACGCCAUCAGCGUCAUCGACCAGGGUGGGAACGUCCUGACCUCAGCCAGACUGUCUCUGCCCUCGAUGGCCAGCAGAGCCUCGUUCCCCGAAGUCACCAACGUCACAAACUAUCUACGUGAGAACGGCAGCGGUGUGUGUCUGGACCUCCAGGUCAUCGAUAACAUUCCUGGAGCCAAAGUGGAGGAGGACAUGGAGACGCACCAUGUCCUCGCUGGAAACCUGUACAAACCCAGGAGACGGUAUCAGUCCCACUACAGUCGUCACUUCAUGCCGCUGGGGGAGCAGGAGCGCCAGGACCGGGAGGUGUUUCAGAGGAACAUGAGGAGCCGCAUGGAGACCUUCAAAUCCACCCGAUACAAACGCCACAAGAAGGAGCGCAGCCUGAAAAAGCGGCGAGGAUCCGACGUCAAGGAGGACGGCAGCGAUAAACCCAGACGUAACGUCAGCUGGCAGGACAAAGAUCCGGUGGUUGUUCCCGUGGAGACGGAGGACAAAGCUGAACAUUCAGAUCCAGAGAAAGACGAAGACGUCGGGAUCACCUUCAUAGCUCGGAAGGCCGAGACGCCAAAGCAGCGACCCAAAUCGGUGCCAGCAGCUCUGGAAGGGUGUCAAAUUCCGCUACUACCACCACCACCACCUGCACCGCCCUCACCACCACCCGCACCCUCCUCACCAACCAGUGAAGACAGUCAUUUGCCGUGGAAAGGCAGUCUGGGCUCGCCUCCCCCCUGCGUGUCUUUGGAGGCCACAAAGAUCAUCCCAGUGGACCUCCAGCAGGCCUGGAACCAGAGCAUCUCCUCUCUGGAGAGCAUCUCUUCCCCACCGGCCCCUGCUGAGCCCGUCCACCCACGGGUGAGCGCCCUCUCCAGGCUGGGUGGACCCCGCCCAGCUUCCUACACGCCACCCGGCAGCGCAGCGGGCAGCACUUUCUCCAUCGGACCUCAGGUGUCUCAGGGCUCAUUCCUCUUCCCAGACAAGAAGAAGGAGGAGGAGGAAGAAGAAGAGGACGUGGAAGGGGGAGUGGCUGCGGAGAUGCAGCCGCUCAUGUCUUCCCUGAAGCCCCCCGGGCCAUUGCCGCCUCCACCGCCGCCACCUAGCUCCGCCCCUGGCUCUGGGAGGAGGAGGACCCCCUGUGUGUACCUGAGGAGCCUGGUGACAUCACCCCCUCCUGAGCCUCACAGCAGAGGCCCCACCCAACUGUAACAGCAGAUCCCAGAUCAGUGGAACAUCAGCCACCUGCAGAGCAGGGCUGGACUCCACCAAUCAGCAGCUUCAGGAUACUCACAGACAUCAGGUGAUGUGCUUCCUGUUAGGCCGUCCAAUAGGAAACUAGCUCAUCAUCCAUCCUCCCACAGCUGCACCUCUUAGCAGGUCCGAUCUUCUCUCCUGUAGCCUGAGCUCCAUGUGACCAACCUGCAGAGGUCAGAGGUCACCUGCUGCUUUUGAUCUGCGCGUCACCAGCCGACACAGGUGCAGACAGGUGUUCAGAUUCAGGUGACUGUUAGGCAGGUGAACGGUGUGAUGUUACAGAUUUUAUCAGAUCUCAUGUUCCGACUCAAAGCAGCCGUGUGUUUAUGUGUCUCUCGUGGCUUUCAGCUUCCUGUCUCCGCCUCUUUAGCCUUUUCAUUUUCCUCAAAAAUGCAGAGUUUUGUCUUUUGACCUCAAAGCAGGGUAAAGGGGGUCAGACUGAUGGUACUCCAAAGCUCCACGUGGUUGUAGUUUUUGGACAUGAUUGAGUGAAUUAGCUGAGUUCCUGCUGCUGUUUCAUCGGGAUCGUUUCUUCUCAGUCUGCGGCUCUCAGCUCUGAGCCCAGUGCUGAAGCCUUAAAGCUUUCUGAAAAGGUUUGGUAAUUCCUUCAGAAAGCUCUCUGUAGUUUUAUCAGAUAAACAGGAGGACAUAGUGUAUUUAUUUGGAGCUAUUUUCAGUGGCAGGCUAAUCAACAUCUAAGUCCAGAGCCAAGAGAAGUUUCCCUUCAAGGCUUUCUGAUUCAUUUUAAAAGUGGAGAGGCCACAAAACACUAACUAUCUGUUCACCAUCCGGAGGGACUCAAGCCUAGAAUCAACCUGCCAACCCAGUGAUUAUCAGACAAAGCCCUACCGCUAGCACCACAGAUGGAUGUCCUCACAGUGGGCAUAAAACCGAGGCACCUUAAACAUCAGCGUUCUAGUAAAGAUUAUAUAUGCAGCUUCCUGUCAGCUCUUCUCUCUCAUAAACAUGUUUGCCAGCUUUAUUUAUCCUGAUGUCUGAGAGUGGAUGGCAAACAGGGAGAGAGUUAUAAGUAACUUUAAAAGCACUACCAGGGCCGUGAAGUCAAAGAGGCCUUUGUCUUUCUGUCAGAAAGUCCUGCAGACAAACUUCUUUAGUUGAUCCUUUCACUGUCUGUUUGAGUCUGUACGUGAACCGUCUGAUCUCUGUGUGGCCUCAUGGACAGAAUCAGCUCUGUCUCGCUGCUGCUCUGCUGUAGGUCUGCGUAGGAAAAUCUGUGUGUUAUUGAUCAAAUCCGCAAUUUAUGACUACGUAAUCACGUAUCAGCAUAUUCUUGCUGCAGAUGGACAUUAACAAAGUCCAUUUGAUUGCAAGUUGGAGGACAAUUUCAUAUUUUAUGUAGUUUAUUACAAAGUCAAGGAGUUAUAAGUGACAUAGUGAGUGCAAUAUAAUCACAGAUUAUGAAUAAAACAAUAAAAAUAAUCCUUGGUCCUUGGUUGUAGCAAAGUGCAUUCAAACCCCUCUCUGCAGCUGCUGACUUGGGCCUGAUUUUACCUGUUUAAUGUUGAUUUGUUACUAAUCAAAUACCUUCACAAAUUCAGAGGUUUUUUCCCUUUAAAUGUCCUUUAAUCAGUUGCUGGUUGAGGUAAAUUUUCUGGUGCAGAUUGUAAAACCUAACUGCAGACAGCAGCAGGGGGCGCUGCUGCACAGAGGGGUUAAGGCCUCCACCUGCUGCCACCCUUUAACCUGAGCUGAUAGAAGCUUUUCUGACAGAGUUCUUUGCUUUGCUCCGAAUCUGAAUGUGUGUAUUUAUUCUGUCAAAGCUGCUCGUAAACCGUAAAAAUCUGAAAAUGUAUUUUGUAAAACUGCAGACAUAUAAAAUCUACAGAAUAGUUUAUUUUAAAUGACCAAAGUGUGUAAUAACAAGCAUAAUGAACAUAUCUAUGGCGUCUGUAACUGCCUUACUCUGUCGUGUCUGUGUUCAGCUGUGUGUUGAUUCAGUGUUCAUGUCUUACUGUGUGUGUGUGUGUGUGUGUGUGUGUGUGUGUGUAGAGGUGGACAACAGUCUCCGGGCCGUCCGCACGUUCUUAUCCCACCAGCAGGCAAACAUGUUUGUGUGAUGUUUCUUUAGUUUUCUCUUGUUUUGCCGAAGAAUGUUUUUUUGCCUUAACGUCUCAUCGAGCUGCUUUUACUCUGUCAGCCGAUCACAAAUCUGCAGCAUCUGCAGCCGCUCAGCUUCACCCUCAAAGUCCCGUCGGCCUCCCAAUCCAGAAAGCACACAGAACAAAAAACUGACAUGAGAUCUCACUGUUCUCCACAGUGCUGAUGCUCCAUAGACUGUAUAUAAAAGACAGCAUCGUGUUUGAAGCCUCGGGCUGAGGUGGCUCUGACAGUCGCAAGAGAGCUGUGCCGUAAAUCAUAGCCGGCUUUAUGCUCUGUUUUAGUUUAAAGGGGACCAUAAUUUCCAAAAUGAACAUCGUGUUGUAUUCAGUAAAACUUGAAACCAGAGUUUUAGACGAUGCACUCAUCAGGAACGUGCCGUAAUAAAUAUAGAAUAAUCAUAUACAUACAAAUCCAAAUAUAGGGUUUUGUUUUUACAAUUAGAGGAGAUGCCCCCUGCUGGCCAUUAGAAAUAAUACGCUCUGCACUGGCUUCACUUUUCAGACCCAGAAGCGACAUCCAGCUUUGACCUGCACUUCAAAACAUUUCAGCCAGAGUGAGCUAAUUAUAAAACUCUGUGAGUGUCACACGGGAAGCUGCAGGAUGGAAGAAGGUUACAGUUUCUUUAUUUUCCAAAGAAUUUUCAUUUUCAGUUUAUUGAUCUUUAAGUUGAAACUCCCUGCCUAACAGUAUAGCUGCUGUUAGGUUUUUGUUUUACUAGAGUGCAGGAUUUAAGACAUUCAGAGUAAAUAAGUCUUUGCAAAGCCACCUGACUCACAGAAAUGUCAACAUCUCAACCUCAGUAAACACGCCAACGCCUGUUCCAGCUCGCUGAACUGACACAUUUUUAUUUUGUCCUUCAUUUAAAACGAAGCGCCUGAGAACAUCUCAGAAUCCUGUAAUAUUUUGAUUCAAAACUUAAUCAGCUUUACUUUAAAACGACCGAUACAUAUUUUUUGUGGCAUCCUGUUUUUGCAACUUCACACAGUUAAAGUUGGCACCCCAAGCACAAACCAGACAUUUUGGUCUUUCUUCUGUUCUUUUUCCUUCCUCGUUGCAUGUUAGGCUGAAGCUACCCCUUGAAAAAGCUAACACAAAGUAGCAGCGCAUGUGUAAAUAACUGAAGUGCAAAGACCUGAAUUAAGACGGAGUGAAGUGCACGCUGAGUGGCUGCAGCAGGCUGCUGUGAUCUGCUUCGUCUCUGCUGUCGCCUCGUGGUGCAGCCGUGAUAACAGGAAACAUGUCGCUGCUUGUAGAGAGGUCUUCGCACUGUAAACAUACUUGAACCUGGAGCUGAUGCGGUGGAUGCAAGGGGAUGACCUCGCCGUGUCCAGUCGAUCAUUGCCGCAGUGAUGCCUGAAUCUCUGAGACAGGGGAACGUUCUGCACAGCGGCAGGUCUUCGUCUGUUAGGCCUGUGAUUCGGGCCGUUGUUUGGAAAAAUCCAAUGAAUCGUGUCUGUCUUUGUGCCAAAUGUGUGUUAGCUUUGGCUUCGGCCCAGAGAUCCAAGAGUCAAUAAAUGUGAGGAGUGUUUUUCUGAAUGAGCCCACCUGUCUCCGUGCUUCUUUAUUCUACCUGCUGCUUUACUCUUUUGAUGCUUUACUUUUAAUGUCUGAGGGAAACAUUGCUUCAUUACGUCUGAUACUGUUACUCAAGACUGUGCAGAGUAACAGAACCUAAAACGCCCUCAGAAUGCAACCACCAAUCAGUGGACAGAUGUUUUUAAACUACACCUGUACACUGUAAUGUACCUUAGCAGUGCACAGAAAUACUAUAAUACACAGUAAUUUAUGCUACUUUAUCCUUCUGCUCCAUCUCAUUUAAGACGAAAUGUUACAUUUUUACUUGACAUUUAUUUUACAGUUCUCCUUCAGAAUAUCAGACAUCACUAAAAUAAAUGUUAGUAAAGUAAACAUAAUUUGAAGUGUUCUCAAACGGUGCAGUACUGGA
This is a messenger RNA of Haplochromis burtoni (Burton's mouthbrooder), 8430 nucleotides long. RefSeq names its product solute carrier family 9 member A5 (gene slc9a5). NCBI's taxonomy places the organism in Eukaryota, Metazoa, Chordata, Actinopteri, Cichliformes, Cichlidae. The record is from RefSeq and is a predicted model, not a curated record. Gene Ontology annotation, molecular function: sodium:proton antiporter activity. Gene Ontology annotation, biological process: proton transmembrane transport; regulation of pH; sodium ion transport. Gene Ontology annotation, cellular component: membrane.